UCUUAGUUCGUCGUUGAUUCGCUCUGUAGCAGGACUAUUUGCCGGGCCACAUGUAUUCGUGUUUAGUUGUUCUUGAAAUCUAUUCAGUUUCAAGAGUUCUUUGUUGGAUCACUUGGAUCUGUUUUCAAUUUUGAUAUUUUCUUGUGGGAAAAAUCAAUUUUGAAUCUCGAGAGCCAUUCAGAUCGAAAGAACAUCUUUGACGAGAUGAUGAAUACACGUAUUCUUGGUUUUGGAGUUCAUCCGGUUGCAAAAGAAGACUGACCAUUAUGUUAAGGUUGCUGUGUUGGCGGACCCACAGCUUAUGGACAGGACCUCACAUGGACUUCCUCCAAAAUCACUUUUGUUAGAGGCUGCCCAAUUUUAUACAGAUUUAUACAUGAGGAGAUCUUUCCGUUCAUCCAUAUUGCCAUUCAAACCUGAUUUGAUUGUAUUUCUUGGUGAUCAGUUUGAUGGUGGGCCUUUCUUGUCGGAUGAGGAGUGGCAAGAGUCAUUGAACCGAUUUAAACACAUUUUCAGUCUGAAUGAAAAGGGCAGAGAUUUGGCCAUCCCUAUUUAUUACCUCUCUGGAAAUCAUGAUAUUGGCUAUGCAGGUUUCCAUUCACAGUAUCCAAAGGUGAUCAGUCAUUAUGAGAAGGAAUUUGGAGCAAGAAACUACCAAAUUUCUGUUGGAAAGAUCAACUUUAUCGUUGUUGAUGCUCAAACACUCGAUGGGCCUAAACAAGGAAAAGAAACAUCUUUAUCCUGGGAUUUUAUCAAACACAUAUCUAAUGAUGCCACAUCAAAUCCAAAGGUUUUGUUGACGCACAUCCCUCUUUAUCGUCCUGAUGACACCCCUUGUGGUUCACAUCGUUCUUCCUCUGUUAUCAAUCAGAGGAUUUCAUAUGCUGGUACUGAUCAUGGAAUCUCGUAUCAGAACUAUCUAAGCGAGGAAACUUCAAACCAUUUACUGGACCUCAUCAGACCUACACUUGUGUUGUCAGGUCAUGAUCAUGAUCAAUGUACAGUGGUACACUCUACACCUGCUGGAACUGUAACUGAGCACACUGUUGGAACUGUCAGCUGGCAGCAGGGAAACCUGUAUCCAUCAUUCAUGCUGCUGUCUGCAAGAUCAAAUUCAACCAACUCAGAGGAUGCUGUUUCUACUAAUUUAUGUUUUCUUCCAAUGCAAACUCAUAUCUACAUCUGGUAUCUGACUCAGUUUGUCAUAACUCUCAUUUUGAUCAUCAUGUGGCCAACAAAUGGCUUGGGACUUUCUGACAAAUGUAUGAGCUACAUUACAGCAAUGAAAAAUAAUCUAAUGUCCACAUCUAAAGAAAAAGAUGAAGAGGAGAAUUGCGAAUAUGAAAUGGUCUGGGAUGCAGAUGGGUCAAUGCAUCUUGUCAAGAAGGCCAGAACAAGGGUCCCAGCCCCAAAGUCCGAUACAGGGUUUACAGGGAGGAGAAAGGUUGUCUCGAGGCCAACAGCAAAGAAGCAUUUGCAAGAGGCAGAGGCAUCUGUCUCGGUGGACUUGAGCUGGGAGUCAAAGCCAGAAGACACUGCAAAAAUGCAACGCCCAAGCAAAUCAAAGGUCAGAACAGUGGUCCAGCGGCUGUUUCGGCUACGGCUGCUUGUGAUUGUUGCUGCGGUGAAUGUCCCGCUUUAUAUGAUGCUGCUUUUCAAGGAUUGGAUCGACCGGUGACCUAACAAGUGGAAGUUGAAAGGGUCACUGUUGCAUGCAUGUUCUUGAGGUGGGGAUGAUUUUAUGGUGGCUUAUGUGUAGAACAGGAUGUAAUAGAAAACCUUUCUCAUUCUGUCUUGUUUCUAAUCAUUUGCAUGUAGUUUUGCCACGAGGUUGAUUUCCUUUCUUUUGUGACACGCGAAGAAGCUUGAUGGUGAUAUGACAUGAAAUCCACAAAGUUACAUCCCAGGAUUCAGUAUAGGAAGUUAAAUCUAUUCUGAAUAACAGAACAUGACUCGGGCUGAAUAAGAGCACUAUUUCUUGUAUAAGCAGUAAUUUUUGUUUGGGUGACCUCUAUAGAAAGUUAUUUAUUUAUUUAUUUA
Molecule: messenger RNA, 2040 nt
Organism: Musa acuminata AAA Group (dessert banana)
Lineage: Eukaryota; Viridiplantae; Streptophyta; Magnoliopsida; Zingiberales; Musaceae
Exons: 13
Coding region: 302-1678 (458 amino acids)
Biological process (GO): GPI anchor biosynthetic process
Cellular component (GO): endoplasmic reticulum
Molecular function (GO): hydrolase activity
Source: RefSeq, a predicted model, not a curated record